AUGGUUUUCAGCAGCUCACAUGCAAGAAGACGUUCUUUUUCACUCAAGAUAGCGAUCGUGACCAUCGUUGACAAUGCUACUUCAUAUGCGGAGUACGUCGAAGCUAUGAACUCAGUCGCUUGUUAUGCACGAAUCCACAGCUACGAAUAUCGCGUGAUAAUCGCAGACUCGCAUACCAGUGGAUGCGUCCAGGAUGAGAUGUUCUUCAGACGGCAUUGUAUAGUGGCAUCAAUAUUGCACAAUUAUGAUUACAUUCUCUUCCUCGACGCUGACAUCGGAGUGGUUAAUCCUAACAGAACUAUUGAAGAUUAUAUUGAGCCUGGAAUAGACAUCACUUUUUACGACAGAUUCUACACUUUUGAAGUGAUGGCAGGAACAUAUUUGGUGAAAAAUACCGCUUGGGCUCGUGAUUUCCUCAACGGAUGGGCGAACUACGAAUAUCGGCUACCCUCUAGUUUCCAUGGUUCCGACAAUGGCGCUCUUAACAUUUACCUCGUGGAAUUGAUUGCACCAUCACGUGACAUCGAACUUGAUUUGUGUCGUCAGAUUUGGAAUGUGUCUCUUGACUGGAAUGACGUAUUUGUGUUUACUGCUUGUGUAAGAAAUGUUCUUGGAGAUCAAGCAUAUUUCGACAAUAUAAAAAUAUUGAAGAAGGGUACUGGCUGGGCUAGAGACUCUUUUUUAACUAAUUCCAAGUGGAAUCCACUAAAAGAUUUCAUGCUCCACGAUAUGAAAUUGGCAUAUCGGCGAUAUUACCGACCGCUUACCGUGGUGUUACCAAUAAGAACAAUGGAAAUGCAUACAUGGUACAAUCCAUUUGUCGGCAAUUUUCAUUUGGAGCUAUGUCAUUCAGGAAACUCGUCGUGGAAUUACGACAAGCAGUUGAUUAUUCCAGUGUCCGAAUUGGAAGAGCGAUAUCGCAAGAAGUACAUCGAAGUUCAUCUUCAGAAGCUAAGAGCAUUAGUACGGGUUGGAAAACUUGUAGAAAAAUAUGUAUCUCAAGCUAGUCUGUCAUACUUUGCACGAUACAGCGAUGUGUGA
Molecule: messenger RNA, 1041 nt
Organism: Cylicocyclus nassatus
Lineage: Eukaryota; Metazoa; Nematoda; Chromadorea; Rhabditida; Strongylidae
Source: the annotation of a GenBank genome assembly